This is a messenger RNA of Laccaria bicolor S238N-H82, 720 nucleotides long. RefSeq lists its product as uncharacterized. Bases 1 to 720 code for a protein of 239 amino acids. The transcript has 2 exons. The record is from RefSeq and is a predicted model, not a curated record. NCBI's taxonomy places the organism in Eukaryota, Fungi, Basidiomycota, Agaricomycetes, Agaricales, Hydnangiaceae.
AUGUACAGCAGCGAACACGUAACAUUGCCUCCGCACGGCAAUUUUUCGAUGACCGGACAGUCACUGCUUGACUAUCAGUCGCACUGCUACUGGUAUCCUUCAACCGAGCUUGCGGGGAGUGGGAGUACGACCACAAACGUUACUUCUGCAAUAAUCGACAACUCUGACACAUCCAGUUCUUCCUCCACCUUCAGCUACCGGUAUCCCAUUGUCACCGAAACAAAAUCCUCAACGCAGCGAUAUGGUGUGAUUGGCGGUGGGGCUGGGAGUUUGAUGGACACAACGGGCUCGAGUGCGACGUACAAUCCCUCCGCACCACACAACUACUAUCCAGGGGCGCUUGAUUCGAACACAGGUUCCUAUGUUGCGCCCACGAGAUCAAAUAGAAGCUCCUACACCAGGUCGUCGAGUCCAAGUGGGGGAUCCUAUGCUGCCCCCGAAAUAUCAAGCACAGCUUCACAUGCCGCCUCCGCCCUGUCGGUGAAUAGUAUGGGGAUGUACAGGGGCCAGUCAUUGGGCGGUGAUGGGAUGGUGCAUGGUUCACAUCUUAGGCUUGUGGACAAGUAUGCCGAACAACCACAAACUCCGCACAUCGACCCAGAUUUGAUGUCGACGUGGUCUAGCGCUCCGACUGGAUUUGCACUAGAAGAGUGGGGGUCAUAUUUACCGAAUAUUGGCGAGCCGACCCAGCAUCCUCCGGGACAUAUUAUCCACGGAUAG